CCAAGCCUUAGCUCAAAAGCUCAGAGAUUUUUGAUCGCAGAUCUCAUUGAAACCCUAUUUUUCGAGCUCCACCUAAGCCGAAUUCUCGAUCUUCACUCAAAAAAACCCUAACUUUCGAUGAUUGCCUGUAAAAAAACCCUAAUUUUAGAUGGCUUUCAUUUUGCCUGCAAAUAAUCCCUAAUUCAAGUUUCGAUUGGUCUCUGGUUUGCCUGGAUUUCCUUGACUUAUCUGAAACCCUAAGCUAUCACCAUUAUUCCUGCUAAGAACUAUUAAUGCGCACAUUUCUCCAUGGGCUGAUUAAAUCCGUACUGGUUGAUCAUGUCGUCGCAGCAAAGUUUGGCAGGGAUUUGUUCUUUAAUUUAGGGUUUCAGUGGCGCAUAAAGUUUUCUGAUUGCUAGAUUGUGAUUCCUGUUUCUAAGUUUGGUGUUACGGGAGCCAGCUCAAUCUGGAUUGAGGAUUCAUUGCCUUUGGUAUUUGAAAUUGGAUUAGGGUCUUGAGUGCUCGAUUAGGGUGUUCUUUGGGAAGUUAGGGUUUUUUUGUGACUCUAGGAGCAUCGACAAUGUCUUCGGUGCUCGUAGGGUUGGAUUACUUGGCUGUGAUGAUGGGUUUGAUGUCUUUGUUCCAUGGUAGUUCAUGUUCUCAUCGUCUGAAACAACUUGAAAAGUGGAGUAGGCGUGGUAAUUUGAGUUGAUGCUUUGUUUGAACAAGAUGGAGUCUCAGUUUUAGUGGUGGUUGGAUUUUUCGGAGUUCAGAUCUCUUGGUAAGAUUAGGAAUAACAGCAAUAUAUCACUCGCUCUAUCUUGUCUACAAAGAGGCUGAUUCUUCCCUGAAGGAUAGGGGAGGGGAUUGUUACUGGUGGUUUUUUCUUUUAAGUUCUUGGUGAUUUUACCCUUUUAUCUGUGAUCUUGGAGGAAUUUAGCAUUGGUUGGGAAUACGUCUCAGGCGUCUUUAAGUAUUGGUCGGGAUUAUUGGGAACUUCAGAAAUCAUUUGGAAGAUAUUAUUAAAUGGACACUUUAUCUUCUUGCAUUGAAACUGCUCCUAAGGAUUUUGAAUUUAAUUUGGAUUUGAGUCGUCUUGCUUGUGACUUGACGAGCUUACACAUGGGACAAAAGCUAGAUGCGGAAUCUAUCGGAGAAUCAGCUGAACUAGAACAUCAUGAAGAAUAUAAUAUAGUUACAGGGAACAGCAAUUUGCUGACUGAAGAGCUUAGAUUUCCACUUGAUAAGGGCCUAGUCAAUCAAGAUCUUGAAGGUCUUGGAUUAGAUUGUAAUGGAUUUCAAGAACCAACAGAGUUAUCCCAGCUAGAUAAUGAAAUUAUGCAUCAUGAUAAGACAAAGCAUCUGGAUGGCACUACCAAUGAGGUUGGACAAGUCCCGCAGACUGAAGCAGGCCAGAUUGUCGAAUCUACUUCAAUGAUAAGGAAGGGCUUGAACAAAUGUGCAACAUUUCCCUGUUCGCAGAUGUUGCUUCUUUCUCCUAUACAAGUCAAUAAAAAGGAUGGGAUGCAGGGCCCGUCUCAUCCUGGUGAAACUUCACUUUCAUAUUCUGCUCGAUCAAGCUCGUUGCCUACCGACUUCAAGCUCGUAUCUGCCAUGAAAGGAGGUAGAGAGCAGCAGGGGAUCUCCCCCAAACUGAAACUAGCUGUUAAAUGGGCACCUGAUGUGUAUGAACCCACCCCCACUUCUCUCUCACACACUGUGAGGAACCAUCAAAGGGCUAAGCCCAAGAAGAAGGACCACAACAAGAACAAGCAUGGCAAGGGAAAAUCUUCACGUGGGUCAGGCAGCGAUAAGAAGCAGCACUACCACAGGAGAAGCACAGGCUAUAACGAGUUCCGUUGCAUAAGGUUGCAAGCACCUAUUCCUUUUGGUGAGAGAGUGAUUGAGAAUUUGGACUUCCCAAGGAAGUUGGUUGAGUUAACAGAAAUCAGGGAUGUUCAGGAGAGGCGGGAAGACCCUUUGGAGACUAAUGAGGUUGCAGAUUUUGCUGUUAGCAGCCAGGAUUCAAAGUGUGGAAGUAGCUUUCUACGUCAGGUGUUUGGAAAGGUACAUCUUCCCUUUGCCGAGGCCACCUGAUUGGUAUUUUCAUUUGAUGGAUAUUUUGGCCUGCUUAUGCAGAAGACUAGAACACAACUCUCUGUUUCUUGAUGGUUUCUCUUUCCUAUGUUGGGGAUAUCAAUUUGGUCUGUUUCUCUUUCUUUUGGGUUGUUUCUCUUUCUUAAAGGUUUCUUUUUCCCAUGUUGGGGAUAGCAAUUUGGGGUGUUAUCUUUUGUGAGUAUAAAUGGGUUUUUGACUUUCACUUGUUUGUUUCCUUUGGAUGGCUGUCCUUGAUGUAAAAAAUUUAUGAUAUAUAACGGAACCCUUGUUUCUAUAA
Molecule: messenger RNA, 2374 nt
Organism: Amborella trichopoda
Lineage: Eukaryota; Viridiplantae; Streptophyta; Magnoliopsida; Amborellales; Amborellaceae
Source: RefSeq, a predicted model, not a curated record